ACCACCAGGAAUCAAAGCGCCAAGGGCGGGGGGGGGGGAGUGAGGUUCCACCAGAUAUAGAGAUAUAUUUCCAUGCAUGCUCGGGUCUGCUCUUUGCAUCUCACCACUUGGGCGGAACCAUCUGCGGAUGCGCAAGAGGAUUCGUUUCGGAUUACUGGUCUGGACUAGAAACCGGCUCCUCGUCCGCCGACGCUAGCUUGGCGCACAGUGUUAGCUUUCACUCUCCCUGAGAUACAGCCGUAAUCCGCAUGGUGUGGUUGGCUGAUCUCCAUUUGCGGGCGGGGGAGGAACAGGAUUUAGACAGACUCUAGCCAAGAUUUGGACUGGCAACAUGUGGCGCAAGGAGGAAGGAGACCAUCUCUGAGCAUGGGCAGAGUGUAUUGCCCUUCCUUUGAGGACCUCUACACUCCUUUUGUACCUGGAACCCUAUUCUCUUAACAGGCACAAAAUGCAUGCAAAACAGUGUCAGGUAUUGAUCACAGGCCUGUGAUGUACACUGCACCUUUUGCAGGUAAGAGGAAGUAGCAUCAUGAGCCACAUGGAGGAGAACUUUAGCCCAGAGGAGACUAGAUCGCAGCUUGUGACCAAACGUAAACUCCUUAAGAUGUUAAGCUUAAGUCCGGGGCACAGCCAAGCUCGCGGGGCUGAAGUGCGGGAGAAGAAAAUACCUUCGAUGAUUUGGCCAGUGAAGCCAGUGCACACCAUCAAGAAGCGCAAAGUCUUUUUGGUACACCGGGGUACCCAGACGGAAGAGAUCCCUGACAUUUGCAUUGAGUGUGGGAAAGUCUUCAUCCAGAACUCGAGCCUGGUCAGCCCGUGGCAAGCACAGUCCGAUGAUAAGCCACACAAAUGUUCCGAGUGCGGGAAAAGCUUUACCGUUCGAUCCAGCCUGAAUAGGCACCAGAGAAUUCACACAGGAGAAAAGCCUUAUAUAUGUCUCGAGUGCGGCAAACGGUUCAACGAUAAAUCCAACCUCACCCAGCACCAGCGGAUCCAUACAGGGGAGAAGCCCUACGAGUGUAUCGAUUGUGGCAAAAGCUACAGCCGCAGCUCACACAAGAAGAAGCACCUGAAGGACUCAGCAGAAGAGCAGCUGGAGGCCUGUGUCCAGGGGGAUGGCGCUGACGUCAGUAGUGGGGGCGGCGAGAAGCCCAAGCCAAGACAGAAACCAGAGGUGCUGAACACUUGCACAGAGUGCCUGCGGAGCUUCAGCCAUAACGCUGACCUGAUCAAGCACAUGCGCAUCCACACAGGGGAGAAGCCCUACAAGUGCAACAUUUGCGAGAAAAGCUUCAAUGUCAGCUCCAAUCUGUUCAGGCACCAGAGAAUCCACACGGGCGAGAAGCCGUACGUGUGCUCCGAGUGCGGGAAUUGCUUCACUGACAAAUCCACCUUGGUGCAGCACCACCGGAUCCACACUGGGGAGAAGCCUUAUGCUUGCCGGUUUUGUGGCAAGUGCUUCAGCCACAGUUCCCACCAUAAGAGACAUGAGAAGAUCCACAACAGAGAGAACCCCUUAUUUGCCUAUCCUGUCCCAUUGUUUUAAUUAACAGGUUGCUCUCACCAUGGGAGGAGGAGGAGGGGAUAGAGAACUGUGUGCCGCGGAGAACUUAAUUUUUUUAAGAGUUCAGGAGCCACCCUUGAAGGAUUUUGCCAGUUUAAUGUCAGAUACCACCAGAUAUUUCACUUGUGAUUCAGUGCAAUUACUAGAUAUCAGUUUGUAUGUCUAUAGUAUAUAAGCAACUUAUAAAUACUUUAAAUAAUAUUAUAGUAUCUUUAAUAAGGUACAAAUGUUAUAUUUGUUACAUUGAAUGCACAACAUUUGGUGAAUGCUGAUAAUCCCAGAUGAAUUUUUUUGGGAAAAUAUGUAUCUAUUUCCCCACUUUCCUAACAAAUGCCACUGAAUGCGUACAGAUUUCAGUAGCUGUCAGCAUUCACUGCUGCGUAUCUUGAGUUUUUCAGCCCUCUUAAAACUGUCCAGGACUGCUCACAUUCCACCUGUGAAUGUCUAUAUUUACCAGAUUUCAGAUAUUUACAAGUGAAUAUCUCAUAAAUAUCAGUAUAUGUACUAUAACAUAUACAGUACAAAGCUUCCAAACAGUUCCUUAUGAGAAUGUUGGGAGUUCAGGGGAAUAUUGUAUAUCUGGACUUUUUUCAAGGUACUAUAGACUUAUAUAGACAUAUAUAGUAAUUGUCUAGAAUUGUGUGUGAACCUUCUGGUGGUUCUAUUACCUGGCAUUUUGGUUCACUGGGCCUUCAUUUGUUCCUGGCUUUUCUGACUACCUACACAAACCAGGCCACAGAUCUCUGAAGAAAAAGACUCCCAAUCUCUAUGCAAAGACUCGAGUGAUAGAGAAUCUGCCACUUCCCUUAGGAGACAGUGCUAGUAGUAAAUUAACCUCAGUAACCUUUUACUUCAGGGCUUUAACUUUUGGAUGGUAGCUCCCAGCCACUGGAUCACACUAUAUUAUUGUCUGCUAAUUUAGAAGGCCCCUGUUGGUAGAAAUCUGUUUGUCACAUAGAUUUCUACAGAUUGAAGUUAAUCCAUUUUACAAAAGUAUUUUUGGUAAGCUAGAUAGGUUGAGUGAUCUUGAGGCCUUCAUAAAAGGCAUGCUUUCCAGACCUUGGAACUGUGUUUUUUCUGCUCCGUGCUGCACUUUCUGAGCAGUGUGGCUUUUUAAAAAAGGACAUGAGUAGCAGAAGAGCUGUGUUAUUUUAUAGCAACAGGAAGACAAAUUGUGCUGUGGCACCUUAAAGACUGAAUGGUUUAUUGUGGCCUGAGUUUUUCUAGGCAACAGACUCCAUCAGAUGCUCACACAGUGGACCGAGAAGGUGGAAGGUGUGUAUGGCUGUCCGUGUACACACACACACACACACACACACACACAGAGCAAACCAAAUUAGCAAGAUGAGAACUAAAGGUAACACACAUGCCUGGAUUAAUGGACCACUGAACAUACAAACACAAUACCUAGUGACAUGGAGAACAAUUAACUUUUUGUAGUGAGUACGCCACCCAUCAUCCUUAUUCAAGCCCUGAGAAGUCUAUCAAAUUUGUUAAUGAAUUCCUGCUCCUGUUGUUCUUUUAAAAAAUUCUGCUGGUUUUAGGUAUUGCAGCUCUAAGGACAGAGAUAAAGUGUUCAGGAAGGCUGCAAUAUUCACCUCUUCAUUUCUGUUUGUUCCCAUUUGUCAAGUCCAGUUUUUGUCCAGAAGUGUGUUCUCGCCAAAUCUAAUUAAACUAGUGGUCCCUCUAGCCAGGUUGGAGAAACUGUGAUGUGAAGCUCAGCUCAGCCCAGCCCAGCCAUGGACCCCAGUGGACAAAGUCACGACCUCUGUGCCUCUGCUCCUCCCCUGAAAAACAAAAACAGGAGUAUUAGUGACCUACUUCACUGGGUAUUUGUGAAAAUGAUUGAAGGAAGGCAGUGUGACCCACCCUGAGCUUUAGAAGGAGGGUGGGGCUGUGUAUCUAGAGCUAACAGAGGUAGCCUGAAAUGAAACUGUAAAAGUAACACAAUGGGAAAGUUUGGAAUUAGCUGUCCAUAGAAGACUGUUGUUUGCUAUUAUCUAAGUACUUUUUGUGGUUAGCUUUUAUCCUUUCUGUAGGCAUCCUUUAUGAGAAUGUUUGUCAUUAAUAGAGUGUCUGAUAGGAAACCUAACCUUGGCUCUUAAACCUCUAGUAGCAGUUGAUUCUACUGGUUAAUUAAACAUUUUGUACAAUUGGCUUUUUACCGUCUUAAAUGAGAUCUGGAGGGGCAACUGUCAGUCAUCAGUGUCCCCUAAUUCUACAGAUAACAGGGGAAAACAAAGCAGCAAUUCUAGACCAUCCAUAUGUGCUGAACUCUGUCUGAAUCUAUUUUUAUUUCUGCUGUAUACAUCUUGUAUUCCAGAGAGCAAACUCGGCUACUAUAGAGGCAUUUAGAAUAUUUCCACUAUUAUUUGUAGAUUCUCCCCCCCUUUUUUUGUGCAUUGUGUGUGUUUUUAAACUUUUUUUUAAAAAGUCAACUGUGCACAACACCA
Molecule: messenger RNA, 4017 nt
Organism: Hemicordylus capensis (graceful crag lizard)
Lineage: Eukaryota; Metazoa; Chordata; Lepidosauria; Squamata; Cordylidae
Product: gastrula zinc finger protein XlCGF52.1-like
Exons: 2
Coding region: 530-1546 (338 amino acids)
Biological process (GO): regulation of transcription by RNA polymerase II
Molecular function (GO): DNA-binding transcription factor activity, RNA polymerase II-specific; RNA polymerase II cis-regulatory region sequence-specific DNA binding
Source: RefSeq, a predicted model, not a curated record